Molecule: messenger RNA, 4458 nt
Organism: Ciona intestinalis (vase tunicate)
Lineage: Eukaryota; Metazoa; Chordata; Ascidiacea; Phlebobranchia; Cionidae
Source: RefSeq, a predicted model, not a curated record
AAGAGAAGAAAAUACAGUGAAGAAAAAUGCAUUAUACACUGUUGGACCGACCACCAAUCUCCGCCCACUGUCCGAUUUAAGUCAAAUACUUCAGUCAAAAAGCAUUAAAAUGUCAGGCGCGGUAAGACCGACGAUGGGCGCCAGUUGGUUAAGCGGGUUUGGAGUUUCUUGGAGACCAAAUAGCGGGACCCCAUUGAGUGAACCUUACAACGAACGAAACCGAGAACUGCCCAAACCUGGCUUUUUCGAUGCUGACUGUGAUAAAAUAACUGCUUUUGAAGGCGAACAAGAUACGAAAAGGCGAACAGCAUCGACCCCAGCCUUUCUUUACGGUGACGAACUUGACAAUCACAUAUACGAGGAGAUCGACAACUUGACCUAUGACUCUGCUUGCGUAUCUAAGGAACCACCAACUUUAGAGAAUGUCCUUAGCGCCAACCAGUUCAUUGACAGUGUGUUCGCGGAUAUCACUGACGACAUGGAAUACCAACUUUUAGAUGAAGGAGACAAUAAUACGAUUAGUAAAAAUAAAAGUUUCAUUUUAAAAGUGAGAGACAACGAAGACACAAUGAGUUCACCUUCAGAGAAUAACGAAUUGAAAGUAGAGACAAAAGAAAACAUUCGUGGUGUGGAAGAAACGAAUGACGAGAAAUUAGAUAAGAUAGAAUAUUCUACACUGCCUCACAAAGAGAAUUUAAAGGAGCAGGUCAUCUCGCACAAACAAAAUAUAACCACACAACAAAAAGAGGAAGCGGCUUUUGUGACUUGGUCCGUACAUCACAAGACAUCAGAAGAGCCUAUUAAUUUAACUGAGAAAGGUGAACUGAGUGCGUUAAACGGUAUAAAAAAAAUUAAGUGUGAAAAUUCAGUUGCCGGUAAACGUGUCGACCCUGGAAGUAAAAUGGAAGUAAAUAAUGUAGAAUCUUUACACGAUGUCUAUUCGUCAGUUUGUGAGUUAACAGACAGCGUUAAGGUUUUAGACAAGGGUAUUAUUUUAAAUAAAACUGAAGAUGAAAUGUUUGCAAACAGUUCCACGACGGUUGCCAAUGACAUCUCAAACGAAUUUAAAAUCUGUCGUGUCGCUUCACAAGGAAGAGGUAUCUGCAUUGAAGAUACGUACGAUUCCGUGUGCGAAGAUAAGAACGAGCAAGAAUGUGUAACACUAACUACUCAAGAACAAAAAUCAACAGAAAAAUCCGACUCUGAUCUAUAUGACGCGGUAUGUGAAGAAACACUGCGGAUAACAGAAUCCGGAGAAGAUAAAGAGAUUGAUAAUAUCUACGAUCCUGUUUGCUCAAACCUUAAAGUGGAAGCAGAAACCGUACAAGAUACGACCAAGACAGACUACAUUAGUUCAACAGUUGUUCGCACCAUGAAGUCAGAACAAUGGAAGCAAAGUCAAGAUGUUUUAAAGAAGACGUUAAAAAAGCGAAUCUCGGAUAACGCCAUAACAUAUUCUUUGAAAGAUGAAUACGUGGAAAUGGGGAGUCAGAUCAAUUGCAAAGAAUCGACAGCAAACAUGGUUAUUGACAGUAGCACUGAACAAAGUGUGCAAGAUACGUUUAAGGCGGAACAAUCAGAACUGAUGCAAAACCAAGUUGCUGGUUCAAGUGGUAAGACACAAGGAGAGGUGAAAAAAUGGACUGGCUUUUCCAGUAUCUGGUCAAAGCUUGGAUUUUCGGGUACUGGUGGUAAAAGAGAGAGAAAGGGCUCUGAAAAAACUGUUUCGAAAACAAAAUCCCCCCUUCCGAGUCCCAAUAACACUUUUUUUGGAAAAUUAGGUGGAAAAAGUACAAAGCCAAAAUCAAAGCCAGUUUCCGAAAAAAACAAAGAUAAAAUAAAAAACCUGCAAAUUUCUUCGCUUAGUAAUCGAAUGUCGGAAGACUCGACCCAAUCCAUUGUUUCGUUUGAAGAAUCUCUAACGGAUACUAUUUCACUAACUCCGGAAAUUAUUAUUUUUGACGACCAGGCAAUUGGAGUAAGUAGACUUGAAAAAAAAGAAGAAGAAUUAAAAGGUAAAUCUGCUAAAGUUACAGCCGAUGACAUCACAGCAUUCAACAACAGCAAUUUUGGUAACUCGGACGUUGUUGAAACCAUGCAAACUCCAAAACGAGAUACCGGUUUUCUUCAAGAGCUGGGAAAAUUGUUUGAUCAAAAGUACGAAUUAUCAGAUAUUGAGAAUGGUCUUACUGUUGAAAGCCAACUACAAGUAAAAAAUGAAAUUGUGAUUUACGAUGUCCCGAACUCAGCUAUGACCGAGGAUUUAACGGAAGCAGUUGAGCCAUACUACAAGGUGCCUUGUUCUACUCCUGUAAAAUUAAAUAAUGGCGAAAAUUACGCAUUUCCUAUAGCUGAUAUGAACACUUUGAGUGAAGCUGUGUACGACGAACCACCAGUCGAACAAGGCGAGGUCGGGUCACCAAUGAUAGAUCUUGGACCACUACUUGAUAAUAAUCAACCCGCAGAUUACAACAACCAACAACCGACUUCAGUCGGACAUGAUUUUUUGGCUACGACCAAAAACAUAGAAACAUGCAGAUUUAAAGCCUGUAAUGCAACCAUAUCUGAUGAAGACGUAUUUGCAACAGCUGGUAAGGAGUUGUACAGUGAACCACCAAAAGAAGUUUUUCCGGAGGUAAAACAGUUAGUUUCUGCAAACAAAAGUACAGCCAACACAAAAGAAGGUGUAAUGACCAAUACACCACAACCAAUAACGUUAAGCCAUAAGGACAAAAGCAUAUUUAGAAAUAAAGUUUUCGAAAACUGCGCCCUGAAAUCGCAAAGCACAAAAACCCAGAUGAUAAAAGUUUUGACUUCGUCAGCAAAAUAUCCACAACAGCAACCAGAGGUUGUAUACGAUGACCCAGCAAUGUUGGAAAGUGACGAUUAUACAUCAGUUCCAAACGAACAAUUCGAAGACUAUUGUGAAAUAAUUAACGAGCCACAGGACGAUGAUGACUAUAUUGAUAUACACCAAUUACCAAGCAGCAACAUUCCUCAUUUACAACUUGAAAAUAGGUCAACGUCUGCUUUGGAAGAUUACGACAAGCUUAAGAGGUCGCCAUUGCAUUCGAACCUUAUAGAAGAAGAUUGCGCCAACUUUGAAAAAGUCCACGAAAUCAAACAUGGCCAAUGCGCAGUUUCUACGCCGUACAUUACAGUUAACAAAACACCAUCGUCAUUUAAUUACGUGCAAAAUGGUGAUAUAUACGUAUCCGACUGUCAUGGUGACGGGAUUGAUAUUUAUUCUAGCGAGGGCAAACACAAGAACUCUCUUUUUAUCCCUGGUUGCCCGCGAGGUCUGACGUCAUACACCUCACGUCACGUGUUAUGUGCGUCAAGCGCAAGUGGCGAAAUAUUGGUAGUGGACAUGACAAAUGGCAGAGUGUUGCGGCGAAUCGGUGGCAAGUCCGAACUUCGCAAUCCACGUUGCGUCACUAUGCAUCCUGAUAAUCAGGCGUUUAUGACUUCAGACAUAAAGUCUAUAAGAAAUUGGGCGCUCAAGCUGUUCGACAUCAGAACAGGCGAAGUUGCGAGUUCCAUUGAAUGCACGGGAAAAAGCAAAAUCAAAAUCGGUUGGCCGGAGUUUUUGACAUACAGGAACAACAGCAGCCAUGCUUUCUACGUAAGUGAUUCAGAAAGUCAUGCUGUUUACAUGUUUGACGCAAGAAUCAGCAAAGAACCAGUGUUUCAGAUCGGCCAAGAGGGAGUACAAGACGGUCAGUUUUUAAGCCCAUGCGGAUUGGCAUUUUUUCCUGGGGGCAAACUUACAAUCGCUUCCUCACCUGGCGGGUCGAUUGUGGUAGCGGAUUGGGGAAAUCACAGACUUUCAGCGUUUGAUGCUGAUACUGGUCAUUUUCAAUAUCAGUUGAUAAAAAAUCCAACAGCAGGCGAUUUUAGCAAUUUAAGAAAUCCCUAUGAUAUGUCAGUGGAUGCCGAGGGUACGUUGUACGUCACAGAGAGCAAGACAAAUGACAUUAAAAUCUUCAAGAGUGUUUGAUUAUACUAGAAACCUUGAGCCCAUUUCUUUAGAACCCAAAACAAUUAUAGCAGAACAAACAUACAUGAUAUGCCUAUAUAAAAAUGAAAUUAUACACAAUUCUCAUUCUACAAACCGUUAAUAACCCUCUAUUACACUAACAAGAGAGCUACAUUUUAAAUACUUAUAUCUAAGCAAUGCUGGUAUGUUUUCGUAUUAAAAUAUUUUGUAUAUUUUUGCCCUCUCCCAGAAAUUGUAAAUAAAACCUAAUAUAUACUGGUUAAAUGGUCAAGAGCGCAUACAAGCUUACAUUCAGUCAACGACUAGGCUAAAAUUUAUUCAAAGGUACCACCAAAGUUCCAAGUAACUAAACAGCUCUGAAUUUGUGGUUUAGAUCUGCAUUUUUUAAGAAGUUGUUUCGUUUUACUAAAGUUUUGGUUGUUGUUUCAAUUACAUUUGUGCAUUUCUAAUAUUACAAA